This is a messenger RNA of Staurois parvus, 327 nucleotides long. The record is from the annotation of a GenBank genome assembly. Lineage: Eukaryota; Metazoa; Chordata; Amphibia; Anura; Ranidae.
AAUUCUGCAAGUGGUUCUAAUUUACUAUCGCUGUUCUCUAGCCGGUCUAAAACUGAUUUUGACCUAAAGGGUCGCUUUUUGGACGCCAUGGACGUUUCUCAGUUUCCAGGCAGAAAGAACAGUAAAAAUGCAGGCAGGGCACAGGACAAAGCACUCGGGACAAAAUGUAUGUGAAAUGGUUUGAUACAUGAAUGUCCCUUUUUGUCAUUUUCAAAUUUCCCGACAGUUCCGUCUCCGUACGUCCCGACGCUCGCAGGGGAUGGAACCCAGAUGACAGAUGUUGGCAUCUGCCGGAUUACAUUGCGGGGGACACUGCAGGGGGGACAU